Molecule: messenger RNA, 794 nt
Organism: Pararge aegeria (speckled wood butterfly)
Lineage: Eukaryota; Metazoa; Arthropoda; Insecta; Lepidoptera; Nymphalidae
Product: 2-(R)-hydroxypropyl-CoM dehydrogenase-like
Exons: 1
Coding region: 9-794 (261 amino acids)
Molecular function (GO): oxidoreductase activity
Source: RefSeq, a predicted model, not a curated record
AUUACAAAAUGAGUUUUCUAAAUAAAGUCGUUAUAAUAACGGGAGCUGGAUCAGGCAUUGGUGAAGGGACAGCUGUUCAUUUCGCGACAUUAUCCGCCAACUUAUCCUUGAUAGAUAAAAAUGGAGAAAGCCUUCAUAAAGUGGCGGAGAAAUGUGGAAGUUUAAGCCAAACUAAAGUACUGGAAUUCCACGCAGAUGUAUCCAAUGAUGAAGAAAUAAAACAAGCAGUAGACAAUACUAUGAAGGAAUUCGGGAAAAUUGACGUUGUAGUGAACUGCGCGGGCAUAAUUGCUUAUAGAGGCAUAUUAGAUUCUGAUUUAUUGAGUGUUUUUGAUAAAGUUAUCAGUGUUAAUCUUAGAUCUAUGGUCGCCAUGACACAUUUUGCGGCGCCAGCAUUGAUUGAGAGCAAAGGAUGUGUCGUUAAUAUAUCCAGUGUUAUGGCUAGAAUGGUGAGUAAAGGAUCACUGCCAUACAACGUGUCGAAAGCGGCUGUAGCCCAUUUUACAAAGAACGCGGCUUACGAUUUAGCGGAAAAGGGUGUCAGAGUCAAUUCCAUAUUGCCAGGUCCAGUAGAGACCAAUAUUUUACUAUCCGCUGGAAACACUAACGAGGAAAAUGAUAAACUGUGGGAAUUAUUCGCCACCGCGGUACCGCUACAGCAUAAUAUUAAUGCGUGUGAGAUUGCUGAGAUGGUAGCAUAUUUGGCUAGUGAUAAAGCUAAGAGCAUAACUGGCGCUGAAUUCGUUGUAGAUUCAGGUCUGAUAUUGUCUGGAAUGCCGAAUGCGCCGAAAUAA